Grammomys surdaster is the source of this 558-nucleotide messenger RNA. RefSeq names its product keratin-associated protein 4-3-like. The transcript has a single exon. The record is from RefSeq and is a predicted model, not a curated record. Gene Ontology annotation, cellular component: keratin filament. Lineage: Eukaryota; Metazoa; Chordata; Mammalia; Rodentia; Muridae. The coding region runs from base 1 to 558 and encodes 185 amino acids.
AUGGUCAGCUCCUGUUGCGGCUCUGUCUGCUCUGAGGAGGGCUGUGGCCAAGGCUGCUGCCAGCCCAGCUGCUGCCAGACUACCUGCUGUAGGACCACCUGCUGCCGCCCCACCUGCUGUGUGUCCAGCUGCUGCAGGCCCAGCUGUUGUGUGUCCAGCUGCUGCAGACCCCAGUGCUGCCAGUCUGUGUGCUGCCAGCCCACCUGCUGCCGCCCCAGCUGCUGCAUUUCUAGCUGCUGCAGGCCUUCUUGCUGCCAACCAAGCUGCUGUGUGUCCAGCUGUUGCAGGCCUUCUUGUUGCAUUUCUAGCUGCUGCAGGCCUUCCUGCUGCCGCCCCAGCUGCUGUGUGUCCAGCUGCUGCAGACCUUCUUGCUGCAUUUCCAGCUGCUGCCGCCCCAGCUGCUGUGUUUCCAGUUGCUGCAGACCCCAGUGCUGCAUCUCCAGCUGCUGCCGUCCCACCUGUUGCCAGACCACCUGUUGCCGCCCCACUUGCUGCCAGACCACUUGCUGCAGGACCACCUGUUGCCGCCCAGCAUGCUCUAGUGGUUCUUGCUGCUAA